Sitophilus oryzae (rice weevil) is the source of this 3186-nucleotide messenger RNA. Its product is annotated as endoplasmic reticulum metallopeptidase 1-like. Lineage: Eukaryota; Metazoa; Arthropoda; Insecta; Coleoptera; Curculionidae. The record is from RefSeq and is a predicted model, not a curated record. Gene Ontology annotation, biological process: proteolysis. Bases 424 to 3024 code for a protein of 866 amino acids. Gene Ontology annotation, molecular function: metalloexopeptidase activity. The transcript has 11 exons.
UAUCUAUGUGUAGCUGUAAUAGGAAUAAUGUUAUUGUUAUUGAAAAAGAAUAUUGUCACUUAACUUAUUUGAGUUAUGAUUAAAACAAAAUUUUACUAAUAACUGUUGUUUUAUUUAUUGGAAUACCUUAUGAUCGAGAAAAUGCGCCGUCAAGUUAACUCUGACGCUGUUUUUUUUUAAAAGGAUAGUAAUUAAAUUACUUUUCCAUAAGAGUAUAUAAAUUAACCAUCUUUAAAGAAUCUUUGAACACUUUGGCAACAGUGGCAAUACCGGAUCAGAAAAAAAUCAAAAAAUAAACAUAACCCUACUAAUGCGGCACCAGUUUUUGAAUGUGUGUCAAACAUUUGCAAUAAAAUGCAAUUAAUUAUAGAUAUGUGAUAAAAUUAUAAUUAAUUAGUGAUAUUUAUUUCUACUUAAAACAAAAUGUGGAAUUCGAGGCAGAUAUACAGCCUGUACAAUGAAAUUCGCACCAAAGAGAGCAUUCACAGUUUCCCAUUCUACAUAGGAAUAUUGGUGGUACUUAUUUUAACAGGAAUGUUGGGCAUGGUACAGUAUUUCGAUAGUAUUCUACCAACGCCGCUUCUAUUGAAGGACGAGCCCAAUUUUCCUAAUUAUUUUAACGCUGAACGGGCAAGUUGGGAUGUGAAAAAUCUCACCGAUAUAGGCUGCAGAUUAGUGGGCAGCCACGAAAAUGAGGUGGUUACUGUUGAUUAUCUGACUAAAAGAAUCGACACAAUUAUUAACAGUGCCAAUCCUAGUCAACAUGUAGAGUUAAGUACUCAAAUUGUAAGCGGAUCCUAUUUCUUAGGCUAUUCGACUGGGUUUAUCAAUAGCUAUGGGAAUGUUCAAAACAUUAUAGCAAAAAUUCAUGGAAAAGAUGGUGCCAAUGCUAGUGUUUUGGUUAAUUCGCAUUUUGAUUCUGCUCCAACCAGUCCAGGAGGAAGUGAUGAUGGAAUUAACGUAGCUGUAAUGCUUGAAGUUUUGAGCCGAUUUGCUCAAAAUGAAAACCGUCCUUUACAUAAUAUAGUUUUCCUUUUCAAUGGUGCCGAGGAAGUUCCAUUAGAGGCAUCUCACGGAUUCAUCACCAAACAUGAAUGGGCCAAAGAUUGUAAAGUUGUGAUUAAUCUUGACGCUGCAGGAUCAGGUGGCAAAAUCAUUUUAUUUCAAACCGGUCCUGAAACACCAUGGCUGGUAAAAUAUUAUGGUAAAGUACCUCACCCUUAUGGUCAAGCAGCUGGAGAAGAAAUUUUUCAGAGUGGGAUCAUACCUUCUGAUACCGAUUUCAGAGUGUUCCGUGAUGUUGGUGGACUAGUUGGUUUGGACAUGGCAUUUAUAAAAGAUGGUUAUCGCUACCAUACAAGUCAUGAUACAUUUGAAAACAUUCCUCUAGGUUCUUACCAACAUGCCGGUGAUAAUGUCAUAUCUCUAGUAAAAAAUUUAGCUAAUUGUCCAGAACUAUAUGAAAAUGUGCCAUCAGAAGGCACAGUAGUAUAUUAUGAUGUUUUUGGGCUGUUUUUCAUGAAAUACCCAAAACUUUUUGGUUCUAUACUAAAUGUGUAUGCGAUAACAUCAUCACUUAUUGAUUUUGUGUAUACUUUCUUCAGUUUUAAGAUAGGAUUUUCCAAGCAGACAUUAAAAUUUUUAGGGUGUGCUCUAGCAGCAAUUAUAGGCAGUUGGGUUAUUUGCAUCUUAUUUGUAUUUAUCACAGGUGUAGCUUUGGAUCUCUUAGGCAAGUCCAUGAGUUGGUAUGCUAAUCCUUGGCUGGUAUGUGGGCUAUACGCAGUACCUGUAAUUGGUCUUUCUGGGAUUUUAUUAUUCUUAACAAACCAUGAGAAUAUUGCUUUGGGAAUCAGGUGCCAAGUGCAGGCGCACGUUGUUAGACUUAUAUGGACCCUUGUACUGGCAGUGGGUGUUUAUUUCAAUAUCAGAGCCAUGUAUGCAAUUAUGCUACCUGUCUUUUUUAAUUCAGCUGCUUUUUUCUGUAUCCAUUUAUUUAAGCUGGACCAUUCUGUCAAAAAAUGGCAGAUUAUUUAUGUAAUUUUCAACAUAUUUCCUGCAAUGAACGUAAUGUACCAGGGAAUCACCACUCUCUCUUUGUUUAUACCAAUUACUGGCCGCAUGGGUUCAUCUAAAAACCCGGAAUUAAUAAUUGGUUUUAUGGUGUUCUUUUUUACCAUCUUGAUUGUCUCUCCUUUGACGGCAUUCACCAACAGUCUAAGAAAAGCGAAGUACUAUUUCCUAACAUUGGCAACAGUGUUUGUAGUAUGUAUCAUUAUUAUUUUCACACCUUAUGGAUUUCCUUAUAGCGAAAAUGCAACUCAACCCCGACCACAAAGACAGUGGAUUUUGCAUACAUCUAGAGAGUUUUUCAACGAGUCCAAACACCUAAUCAAAAAGGAUUCUGGAUUUUUCUUCCUCAAUUUAGAUCGAAAUUCUCCAAGGAUACUGAGAGAUCAUGUUAAAGAUUUAGGCAGAGCCGUUUCGGUAAAGGAGGAUUGUAAAGUUUACCCUGCUUGUGGAUUGCCGCUCAGUCAUCCCUUGAUGUUGGAAAUAGCAGAUUACAGUACAUGGAUACCAGCAGGUCAGCCAGUCCUGCCAACUGAGCAAGUUAACUUUACUGUUCUAUCUAAAACUAAUUUGUCACCUAAUCUUAUCAGGUACAAUGUGUCAGUAAAAGGUCCUGAUAGACUCACUAUAUACUUAAUCCCCAAACAGGAUGUCAUUUUACAUAACACUAGCUUAGUAGAAACACUCUACACACCUAAGCACACAUUUCAAGAGCGCCCUAUGUAUUUUGUACUCUACCAGUUUGGAAUAGGAGAAAUGGAUUUUAAGUUUGACUUCACUUUUGAAGUACCUGACAAUUGGGACAGUACCACUGCUCUGGAUUUCGUGGUUAUUGGACGGUACGUCCAUGACAGGAAGAUCACUAGGACCCCGCAGUUUCUGAACUUAUUGAGCCAAUUGCCAAAAUGGACUGAUACCAUAUCCUGGCUAGCAUCAUACCAAGCUUAUGUCAUAUAAUGAUUCUUCUUGCCAAACAUAUUCGAUGAACAAAAGGAAAACUGGAACUUGAUGUCAACUGUUAUCUGUACUGGUAUUCAUAUGAUAUACAGUAAAGAAACCAUGUAAUAGAAAUCCAAUUACGAUUACAAAUCCCUUGAUGUUCUGGUGUAAACUAAUAAA